CUAUACGUGGCCCAGCGGUAUUGCAGCGAUAUCUUCGAAAAAAAUAUUUAUUUCAAUUUUAUUAGUGUUAUUAUACAUUUAGAAAUUUAUCUAAUAAAAUACCAACACAAUGAAGUGUACUUGGAAAUCUUUAUGGAUUACCGCAACAUUAUUGGUGGCUUUAUUUAGCACAGCAAAAAGUUACACUAUCACUGUAGACGCUCACGCCGAAGAAUGUUUUUUUGAAAAUGUUGAAGCUGAUACAAAAAUGGGUUUGAAAUUCGAAAUAGCAGAAGGUGGUUUCUUAGACAUAGACGUCACUAUCACUGGCCCUGAUGGUGCAGUAAUCACGCGAGGAGAAAGAGAGUCUUCCGGAAUAUACACAUUCUCUGCCCCCACAUCAGGAAAAUACACUUACUGUUUUAGUAAUAAAAUGUCUACUAUGACUCCUAAGGUGGUGAUGUUCAACUUGAAUGUUGGUGAAGCCCCUAGCAAGGCCGGCAAGGAUGAUGAGGUGGACCACAACAAAUUGGAGGACAUGAUCAAAGAGCUGGCCGCCACGCUCAAAACAGUCAAGAAUGAACAGGAAUACAUGCAGGUCAGAGAUCGCAUUCACCGAGCAAUUAAUGAGAGCACCAACUCUCGUGUCGUCAUGUGGUCGAUAUUUGAGGCCUCAGUUCUCCUAAUCAUGACCCUCGGACAGGUCUAUUACCUCAAGAGAUUCUUUGAAGUGCAGCGAGUGGUCUAAACGUGUCCUGCCCGGUUGUUCUGCAAUGUACUAUAUUAACUUUGUUGUUAUACAACUGUUCAGUAUAGUAAAAUGAGCCGUUUGUAUUUCUUGAUGAAUCUUUCGGUUUAUUGACUUAUAUUUUCUACACAAUUAUUUAUUUGUAUUUUUGUAAUGAAGUAUAUAUUUUGCUCAUAGCUAUCAAGAAAUACAACCUGCUAUAAGAGAAAAUGUGUAGGUACACCUCGCUCCCAUAUUGCAUCACUGUUCAUGUCUCCAUGAAUGUACGGUUUUCAAUAAUAUUCAUAAAACAUCUGUAUAAAUAUACCAUUGAACAUUUGAUUAUGAAGUAUUCUGUUUAUUUUGUCGCCAUAUUUAUUUGUUCCAAAGCCACGCACACAAUAAUGAUAUAGAUUCUAUGUAAAUAACCA
This is a messenger RNA of Ostrinia furnacalis (Asian corn borer), 1137 nucleotides long. It is a transcript of the gene CHOp24, whose product is annotated as transmembrane p24 trafficking protein CHOp24. The transcript is spliced from 4 exons. Lineage: Eukaryota; Metazoa; Arthropoda; Insecta; Lepidoptera; Crambidae. Bases 110 to 727 code for a protein of 205 amino acids. The record is from RefSeq and is a predicted model, not a curated record.